GAAAAACAAAAACUUUUCUUUUAUAUUUAAUUAUAAAAGGUUAUAUAAUUGAUUAGUUAAAAACCUUUAUGUAUUUGACUUAUAAUUCCAACUUUCUCACAAUAUAAGGAGAAUUCGAGGAACAUAUAUAAGAUAUUAUGACUUCCAUAUUCAACCCUCUCAUUAAUUUUCCUGCCUGGCGUACCUUCGUAUUAUUCAAAGCUUCAGGCUGCACUUGACCCUGCCCGCCCAAAAUCUCACGCCAGAAUCUUUAAAAACUGUUUUCUGGAUUUCCAGGUUUGCGAUUUUAGCAUUGGUGAUUUGUCUAAGAGGGACGCGUCGUCCAGAAGUAAGGAAGAUCAAACAAAUGACAAUCAGUCAUAGAGCCUAGAUGUACCCUUCGAGUCAGUGAGUAUCUUUUUUUUCUUGAUCUUUCUCGCUGGGUAUGGAAAGCGAUAAAUUUCGAAGCUCUACACGAAGCUCUUGCUUCUAACCUAUCUACAUAGCUACGAAGCCUACAUGACACCGCGCGAUGAUAUGGACACACACAGACGCAAGAAGUACAAACUCUCUUUUUACGAUGUCUUCCCUGAUUCAGGUCCUGGAGCAGUUUUGCUUUGUGCGAUCAAUCUUGGACGCUCUCAGCUAAUUACCCCACAAUCUGUACGCUGUCUGCGGUACACCAGAACAUUCCAGUAUGCUAUUGAUUGAUCAGAUAUGGGAAUUUUGAAUUCUUCACCAGGAAUAAUGGCGCACGUAAUGACGGAUUUCACGACGAUAGGUCAUAGAUAGUAAUACACCAAGAAGUGGCUCCAAACCAGGAGUUUCUAGCUCUUUUGACAGCCGUAGGAACAUGGUGAAUGUUCGUUUGUAAUUCCCUCGGGCAGGGAACCAUGUUGAUUGAAAGAUAUUCGAAUUGGGUGAAGACAAAUAUAGGCUUAAAUUAACCCUAAUAUCACUGCUAGCUUCCCUUGGGAUGUAGGAACUUCG
This is a messenger RNA of Sclerotinia trifoliorum, 969 nucleotides long. Lineage: Eukaryota; Fungi; Ascomycota; Leotiomycetes; Helotiales; Sclerotiniaceae. The record is from the annotation of a GenBank genome assembly.